Molecule: messenger RNA, 3105 nt
Organism: Actinia tenebrosa (Australian red waratah sea anemone)
Lineage: Eukaryota; Metazoa; Cnidaria; Anthozoa; Actiniaria; Actiniidae
Product: retinoic acid receptor RXR-alpha-B
Biological process (GO): regulation of DNA-templated transcription
Molecular function (GO): sequence-specific DNA binding; zinc ion binding; DNA-binding transcription factor activity
Source: RefSeq, a predicted model, not a curated record
ACCCCAGUCUCCUCAAGGAUUGCCCGAUCUUUGCAAACAGCCGAUGUUUACUUCAAUUUUUGGUUGAAUGUGGGCUGCAUUCUGCCGUCUUUUCCUCGAAAAAUCAACAUUCAGAUCGUUGGAAGAGUAAUUUUAUAACAGUCAAAUCCGUAUAUUCUGUCAACACGUUUUACUGUUUCCUGUUGGUGUCACACAACGAAUUCAGUCAUAUCGGCUAGUUUUGUAUCCAGAAAAGAAUGUCAGAGAUGGAGUUGCAACAAGAAAACGUUCCUCCGUCGAUGCGUAGUUAUCGUUCUACAUCCACGUGUAGUGAAGGUUCCGACGCGGUCUUCUUAGAAAACAACAUAGCAGCUGACUCGUCAAACGCCAAAAUAAAACGAUCCAAUAGCCUUGAAGAACUGGAACCAUGUCAGUUUAUCAGAAAAUUAAACUUAAACUCGUCGAAAUCAGAAGCAGACGUAGUGCCAGAAGAAAAUGGCAAGGCAGCCGAGGUUGUACAAGAGGGAUCCACAGGUCCACUUUGUGUAGUAUGUAGUGACAAAGCUACUGGAUAUCAUUAUGGCGUGUUUACUUGUGAAGGAUGCAAGGGCUUCUUUAAGCGUACUGUACAGAAACAGUUAGAUUACACCUGCAAAGCUGAUGGAAAGUGUGACGUUAACCAAAUGACUAGAAACAGGUGCCAAUACUGUCGAUUCCAGAAGUGUCUGGACAACGGCAUGCUCAAGCUCGCCGUCAGGCAAGAUCGCGCCCCAGGUGGAAGACACAGACAUGCAUCGCUCCAAGAUCACAAACUCAAAAAGCCAAAGCUAGCAUCAAAACCAUCUAAAAGUUCGUCGUUGGAAGUGGACUUAACUUCUAGCCAAGGGGAAGACCAAUAUGUAGAGGAAUCAGAGACGUCAGACGAGUACAUGGAAAUCAUCGAACAAAUCGCAACAAAUGUGGCCGUAAUACCAGAAAGCCCCGUUCCAGAUGUAGGCGACCAGACGGAUGGUGUAGAUGUUAAUAAACUGAUGCAAACUGGUUAUCGUGAGUUAUACGAAGUUAUCCAAUGGAGUAAAGACGUGCCUGGGUUCAAGGAUUUACGCUUGGACGACCAGAUCACUUUGUUGAAGACAUCGUUCAUGGAUCUGAAUGUGUUUAGGUUAGCUUACAGAUCCAUCCCUUGUGAUCCAAUGUCUCUCAGGUUCACUGAGAAAGUCAUUUGUGAUGCUGAAGCCUGUAUCAAGAUGGGAUGGAGCAAAGAUUUGACCGCAACAACUCUGGAAUUCUGUGGCAAAUUAAGAAAUUUGAACAUAGAUGUCAACGAAUUUGCUUGUCUUUCAGGACUUGUGCUGUUGAGUCCCGAUGCUCAAGGUUUGGUGGAUAAAGCAAAAGUGUCACAACUGCAGUCCAAAAUUUCUUCGUGCUUGCGUGACUAUGAAAUGAAUCGCUACCCAGACAAGGUAAAUCGACUUGGCAAGCUUCUUCUGUGCCUUCCGACUCUCCGAGCAUACAGCGAGAAAGCACUGGAAAAUUAUGUAACUCUGGAAUUCUUUGGCAAACUUGACAUGCCUCCACUGGUUGCGGAACUUCUUGGCUGAUGGGUAGAAUAGUUUUACAAGGCCAAGCGUAUAUCAGUAAACUUGAUGUGAUGGCCAAGUACUGUACAACUAACCUUGGGGAAGUUGAAGUAACCAAUAYAAUAAUACGACUGCAAGCGCUGAGAAACAUUUAGUUGAUAGUAAACUAAAACUGAUGUAAAAUGAUUGUACUGGUUCCAAGUUACUAACUGGAGGAAAAGCAGGGAAGACAGAAUACUGGUCAUGCAUGCUACCCUGUUCAGCUCAGUCUGGUUUAGAAUCCAACAAGGGAAUGUAAUGAUCCAGUUGUUGGACCCAAGGCAUUAAAUAAGACUGACUGAAGACUUGGAAACCAGUUCUCUACAUUGGUUUCUGUAACACUUUCUUUGAACGUUUUUUUAGAAGUAUAUAUGAUGCUUAAUCAGUCGAUUCUCCGGCAUCAUUAAUCGUAAUCAUUAAAGAAAGGUAAGCUUUAGGAUCGAACCGGCUCUUUCUUGUUUACCAACAAACAUGAGACUAUGGAGUUAUCUGGUAACAUUUUGAGAAUAGGGUCAAAUGUUUCAGUGGCCUUUCUGAACCAUUAGCUAUCCCAAUCAAACCUUCGUUUUAAAAACUCGACAAAACUGUAAAUGUAAAAAAAUGUAAUUUCGUUAAACGUCCCGGUUUAAGUUUUAAACAAAAAAUGGAUAUUUUAGACUAGCUUUAUUUUAGUAAAGUGUGGUAAACAUGAGUGCAUAGCCUCGUUUUGAUGUAGAUAUACAGCAGUUCAUUAACACGUCAGUGCUAUUGAUGUGAGGACAUGAUCGGUUGUUACCUUACCUUAUCUAGCUCACCUGGAUCUCGCCGGUUAAAUUUGACUGAAUAUUGCGGGUAUUGGGCUUAUGGAACAUGGAUGCUGCCAAGGUGGAAAGCCUAAAAUAUACUGCUGAUAUUAGCAUUUGAACCGCCUUAGGAUUAGAUAUUGGUAGAGUUUAUAACCGAGAUAUGGUUGACACCUAGUAUUAAGAAACUUACCAUCGGGUUCUCUGUUAAUCAUUACUGAUGAAUAAUUCAUAAGCCAAUUGGAUCGACCAUACACGUCACGUGCAUAGACCUUUAUACCUGAUAAAGUCCUCUUCAUUAGCCCUUUAUUAGUAUUCAAGUGAGAAUGAUACGUUCCUUUAUAUAUGGAGACUACUAAUACGGACGAGUUUAUCAGGUCAGUCUCACGUACGAUCACCGACGACCCACGAUGUACGCUGUCUUGAACUUGUUGAGGCCUUUUUUGGACUCACCGCGCAUGACAAUGACGUACGAAUCUCACAUGACAUUGAUGCACAAACUUCUAUUGAUCUAUAAAGAUUCAUGUUCAUGACGUUUAUGGUCGCUUUAAUUCGACCAAAGAUUUGUGAAUUAUUCCUGAGUGUUUUAAGCUGUUCAAUAAACUCGAAGAUCGUGUUUUAUCAGGUAUUAGCCUCGUACUUUUAUACCUGUUAAAACACUCCUACUCGUUUGUUAAACCUCUACUUAUGAUGCAACACUUAAUAAAAUUAUGGAAUUAAAAUCA